CCGCCCGCGGAGGCAGCAAGUCGGCAGGGGGGGAGGGGAGGCGGUGUUGAGCGGUUGUCGAUGCGGAUUGGGGGGUGGGGGCCUCCAGUCAGACUAAGCAACGGGGUAAGGGGGGUGGUGGGGGGGGCCGCUGGCAAGGUACCCUGAACGCUCACCCCCAAGCACAUAGACUCAACCUGGGAGCCUCAGCGGCGUGCCUGCCGCCUGGAGCUGGGCCUUGCCCUGGGCUGCAACGCUCAGGAAACACCGCGGCUUCAGCUGAGGCCUACAACUUUAUUUUUCGUUCUGGAAUACUUUGGGACUGUGUUUUAUUGACGGAAUUAACUAGGAUAAGUUGCUCCAAGAGCCGGGUCUCCGAAGAACUGGGUCUGAAGAGAUUACUGGGACUUCACGGCCAUUGGCCUGUCUAAAGGUUUCCUCAUGUCCGUGAAGUGUCUUUCGAGGCUCUGCGGCUCCCCGCCCUCGGUGUGGUCAGUCGCUGCGAUUCCGACCCCGUGAUUCCCUCCGACCGCAGUGCCGGACGUCAUGAGCAUUGCAAUCCCUCUGGGAGUCACCACACCAGAUACAUCCUAUUCAGACAUGGCCGCCGGAUCAGACCCUGAAUCAGUAGAAGCUAGCCCAGCUGUAAGUGGGAAAACUGUUUAUGCUACCCAUAACUACCCUGGCACCCAGAGUCAUGGCUACAGAGGUCUGCCAUAUGCAGUAAGUAUGGACCACAACUAUGGUGCCCCUCCACCACCCACGCCUCCUGCAUCACCACCUGUCCAAGCAGUCAUCCCCCGAGCAGAGCACAACGGUAUUCACUCACCGGAUGAGGAGGAGAACUCUGGGGAAAGCGAUAGCUCCUCGGAGGGGGAAGACCUUACCAAUUGGUGCCAGUGCAGCCUUUCCCAGGAAGGGUUUCUCAUCAAAUGCGAGAAGUGCAAGGGUGCAAAUCGUGGAAAAGUCAUCCAGCUUAAUCACAGGAAGCAGGACAAUGUCUCAGGAGGUGAAAGUAGCGCUACAGAAAGUUGGGAUGAAGAACUGUCUCCAUCCACUGUGCUAUACACAGCAACUCAACACACACCAACCAGCAUUACUCUCACAGUCAACCGGGUUGGAAAAAGUAAACCAAAAAAAAGAAAGAAAAGCACUGAAAAGGCUCGUACUACUCCCAAAGCAAAGAAAAUAAAGGCUUUCCGGGAAGGCUCACGCAAGUCCUUGAGAAUGAAGAAUUCUCCGUCCGACGCUCACACCUUGGAUGAGAACACCACGGAAGACUGGGAGAAUCGGAUUCGGCUGUGGACUGACCAGUACGAGGAAGCCUUCACCAACCAGUAUAGUGCUGAUAUGCAGAACCUGCUGGAGAGUCACGUUCGCUCCAGCAAAGAGCUUAUUGGCAAAGCUGCAGCUGGUGAAACGAUAAAAAAGACUGAGCUGGCUUGUAAUAAUACAGUUGUCGGCUCCCAGAUGCAGUUACAGUUGGGAAGAGUCACCCGUGUGCAGAAACAUCGCAAGAUACUACGGGCAGCAAAAGAUCUGGCACCUAACACCCUGGUCAUAGAGUAUCGUGGAAAGGUCAUGCUACGGCAGCAGUUUGAGGUCAAUGGGCACUUCUUCAAGAGACCAUAUCCCUUUGUGCUGUUCUAUUCUAAAUUUAACGGUUUAGAGAUGUGUGUGGAUGCCCGUACCUUUGGAAACGAUGCACGAUUUAUAAGAAGGUCAUGUACACCGAAUGCAGAGGUUCGGCACAUGAUUUCAGAGGGUAUGGUCCAUCUUUGUAUUUAUACUGUUGCUGCUAUUGCAAAAGAUGCUGAAGUCACCAUUGCCUUUGAUUUUGAUUACAGUAACUGUAAUUAUAAAGUGGACUGCGCGUGUCACAAAGGCAAUCGGAACUGUCCUGUUCAGAAGAGGAAUCCUAUUCCCAUAGACCUGCCACCGCCGGCCCCUCCUCCUGCACUCUCCAUAGGUGCAGAAACUAGGCGAAGGAAAGCACGGCGGAAAGAGCUCGAGCAACAGGGCUUUGUUGUUGAGGACCGUGCCAACCAUCAAACGGGGGAGCCACCAAAGACACCUGUUGCAGAUGUAGCCACCAAUGACCAGGAGGCACAGGAAGAGAAGAAGGCAGAGCCUGCUGCUCCUGUGAUUGAGGAGAGGAGAAGAAAGCGUAAAGAUCCAGCUUUGGAGCUAACCCUUCCUGAACCUGAGGUUCCAUCUACCGUUGAAGAUGUUAAGCCACCAGAGGAGUCCUCUCCGGUUGAAGCUACAGAUCCUGAGGCUGAAAAUAUGGAGGCAGAAGAGAUUGCUGCUAACAAUAAUGUAGGAGUUAACACACGAAGAUCUUCACAGGCAGCGGAAGUUGUGGCGGAGAAACCUGCUGCAAAGCCAAUUCCACCCAAGUCCUCCCGGCCACGACCAAAGAGUCGCAUGUCUCGCUACCGAAGUGCUUCAGCGCAAAGGCUUAGACGGCAGAGGCAAGCAGUUGCACAGCAGGUUGAACAAGUGCAUACAGUUGCUGAGGAAGGAGGAGCAGUAGCAUCAUCUGCAAACACCACAGAGCCAGGCGCAGCAGAAAGUGUAGGGCAGAGUGGCAACCCCCAGGGCGCAGACUCACCAGCAGUUUCACAGACCGCGUCUCAGCCUUCCCGAGCUAACCUUAAAUACCACAAAACUAAAAAGUACUUGGUUACAGAAUGGCUCAAUGACAAGGUGGAGAAGCAGGACUGUCCUAUUGAUCACCCCUUGCGGAUUACCACGGACCCGACUGUUCUGGCCACCACACUUAACAUGCUUCCUGGGCUUUCCCAUUCUCCUUCCAUUUGUAUUGCUCCCAAACACUACGUGCGCUUUGUGUCUCCUUUUAUGCCAGAACGGCGGAGAAGGCCACCAAAAGCGGACGGGACCUAUGGCUCCUGUAAAAAGCGAUGGAUGAAACAAGCCAUGGAUGAUCUGAAAACGCAACCCGUCAGCCCCCCACAAGAAAAAACCCAAACUCUAUACCAAAGUAAUGAGAGCAGCCUCUCUUCCACCAACAGUACAGGCACGACAGCCCCUUUUAAAAAAUGGAAGAUGAAAUAUGUCCUGGAAGAAAACUCUGGCACCUUAACAAGUCCUUUGUCGUUUGUCACACCCCCCUUGCUCCCAAACUCCUCAACCACAGACUCCCUAAGUCCACUGCAGACAACACCAAGUUCUUCCCUACCUGGGGAAGAAGAAUCACGGUUUGGAUAUGGACUUAUGUUCUCUCCGAUUCCUUCCCUUGCUGCUAGCCGUUGUAAUACUCCACUACAGUUUGAGAACAUAUCCUCCCCAGAGACCUCCCCAGCGCAUAGGCCCGAGUCCCUGUCACCAGAGCCCUGUCUGCGGCCUGAUCUGGAGAUUCCAAAAGCCAGUUUCUUGGAUUCCACCUCUGAGAUCUGUCCAGAUCAAUCGUCCAUCGUCACUGGUCUUGCUGAAUUAGCUGGUCAGUCCCCCAGCACAUCUGUAACAUAUGGUGGAGCAACAGAAAAUAACUUAAUGGGGAAAGGUUCAGAAGGGUCCACGCUGCUAAGGACAUCAGAACAGGCUGUCCGGACAGAAUUCAGUUUAAUGUAUGCCUUCUCCCCAUUGAACGCUAUGCCUCGGGCUGAUGGCUCAUUACGAGGGUCACCUCUUGUUGGGGAAAGGAAACCUUCCCAGUCAGAGGCAUAUUGUGGCUCUCCGGUAGAGGCCUACCAUGGGAAGCUUGGCACAGGACUUCUGAAAGAGGCAGCACAAGGAUCAAUGUCUCCAUGCAGUGAAAGGAUUUGUGAUGGGAUUCGAUCAUCUCCACAGAACCCACCACAAAGGAAAAAGGUGUCCCUGCUGGAAUAUCGCAAGCGAAAACAGGAGGCAAAAGAGGUGAUUUCAUCCCCUGUGGGAGACAUAUUUCGCUGUGUGGGGACCCCAACUCGCCAGAGCAGCAAUGGGUCCUUAUCUGACACAGACUUGUCAAGUUCCUUGCACCUUCAAGCCCAGUCUUCUCCACAUAGCGGCUUUUCUUCUCCUGCCCAUCCCUCAAUGCCUCAGAUAGAGGAUGUUAGCCCUCCAGACACAAAGACUUCAGGCCCUUCUGUAUCUCACAGCAAGCAUUCUGAGAACAUCAGCAGCAGGUGGAUGGUCCCAACUUCAGUGGAACGGCUGCGCGAGGGGCAGGGCAUUCUGGAACGGGUUCUGCGCAGUGGGGUGAAGGUGUCGCACAUUGGAGAACCUUCCCCUUCUAGAGACAUCAGUGCAGAUAGAGACCCUGAGGAGGGAGACCCAGAGAUGCCUAGCAUGGCUGUCACCAAAGGACCAAGCGUUUAUAGCCCUUCCAGAUACAGUUACCAGCAAGUCCUCCAGUGUGACAGUCCUCAACCAGAGUCCCUCAACCUCCUUUCUCAGAGUUCAUCCCCUUUCCGAGGACCCGCAGCACAGUCCCACGGCUACAGCUAUCGGACACCUCAAAGAGCAGGACAUCCGCUGCCCGAUUCCUCUGUCAUUUCCGGCUCAUAUUCAAGUCCUGCUCACACUGCUUCCAUGGACUCCCCAACCACCCAGUGUUCAGGUGGUCCUGGCUUUUAUAAUAGCCAGCAGCUUUACGGGAGCAACGCCGGCACAGGCCAGCCAAGGAAGAGCUUCCAUCACAGAGGCCCCAGCUGUGAGGCAAGUCCAGCUCAGUUGCUCAGGACAGACUCUCUACCCACAGACUCUCAGCCCAGCACUGGGGCAUCUAGCAACUCCAGCACCACGCAAGGAUCAAGAUCGGACUCACGAACUAUUACGCUGCCCAGCCCUGGACACCAAAGUUCCAGGAUAUCUGCAAUGUCCAGUCCCCAGCAUUGCCCUCAACGUGUGGCUGGGGUGCAACAGUACCGGCUGCAGCAGGUUCAAGGAUCAGGAGUGAAGUCUCAGACUGGCUUUUCCUAGAACUGACACUUAAUGGAGAAGCAGGACAGCACUAGCCCAUCAGCCAUUCCGAUUCCCUCCACAAGAUGGGGUGGUUUUAUUAAUGGCUCUGGCCAGCACCUAAGGAGCUGCGUUGUAUGAGUCUUAGACUUGAAGCAGGCGGAAAGUAGCCUUGCGAGUAGCGAACACCCCUACUUUCCACACACAAACAUUGCAGAGACUUCACAUACCAUGAUCACAGGAACGAUGCGAAUAUUAUGCAUCAUGCAAUUAUUUUUUGUUUUCCUUUUGUGUCACCAGAAAUCUCCUCUAGUCUCUUGUGCAGUAAAGGACAAAUUUUUUUACAUGAUUAAAAAAAAAAAAAAAAAAAAAAUCUUCAAAUUAAAAGUGAAUUAAAAAGGGGGAGUAGAAGAAGUUUAAAGAAGCACCUAUAUUUGUAGCAUCGGGUUAUAACAUUUUGGAGAUUGGGUGGGGGGAAAAAAAUGAUGGGAGGAUCUUUUAUGGCCAUUCAUUCCAGGCACACAUGUUUGUUAGCCGUUCGCUCUGUUCUGGGUGUCACCACUUCUGAUUGGCUAUAGCGCUCUUGCAGAGGAUCGCGGAAGUGAAGCUAUGGUUUUGCUUUUUGUUGCUUUUUUUUUUUUAGAUUUUAAUUUUUAUUAUGAUAUAUACAGAACAGAUAGUGCUGUAAAUCUGUACGGGCUUGUAAGUUUCUGCGUUUAGCCAUUUUUACUGAAAUGUUAUAAUUCCCAGCGAUUAACUGCACGGAACACGUUUUCCACCAAAUCCAGAUUGCUUAAAUGGCCACUAUACUCUAUUGUUUUCUAAAUAGGGGACAAACAUGUGCUUGGCAUAGUUUCAUGUAUCUUUCUGUACAGGGUAAGAGAAUCCUAGCAUGGCUGUCCCUGCCCUGGGGAGGGCUAUUUGUGGCUCUGUUCCAUAGGCCACAACCCCAUAAAACAGUCAGGGGAUUAAAAGGAGGUUUAUCCAAGUCACCAAGGAAGAUCAUGGCUA
This is a messenger RNA of Xenopus tropicalis (tropical clawed frog), 5895 nucleotides long. It is a transcript of the gene setd5, whose product is annotated as SET domain containing 5. Lineage: Eukaryota; Metazoa; Chordata; Amphibia; Anura; Pipidae. The transcript has 24 exons. The record is from RefSeq and is a predicted model, not a curated record. Gene Ontology annotation, cellular component: nucleus; chromosome. The coding region runs from base 526 to 4905 and encodes 1459 amino acids.